Eremothecium gossypii ATCC 10895 is the source of this 1785-nucleotide messenger RNA. It is a transcript of the gene PPN1, whose product is annotated as endopolyphosphatase. The transcript has a single exon. Gene Ontology annotation, biological process: polyphosphate catabolic process. Gene Ontology annotation, molecular function: exopolyphosphatase activity; endopolyphosphatase activity. Gene Ontology annotation, cellular component: membrane; fungal-type vacuole. The record is from RefSeq and is marked provisional. The coding region runs from base 1 to 1785 and encodes 594 amino acids. Lineage: Eukaryota; Fungi; Ascomycota; Saccharomycetes; Saccharomycetales; Saccharomycetaceae.
AUGGCAGCAGAAGAGGGCCGAAGGCUGCAGAUGAAGAACGGUGAGGGCGUGGGUCGCUCAGGACGCCCGAGGUGGGCGCUGUGGAUCGCGGCUCUGAUGGCUGGCGCACUAUGGUGGACGGUGCACAGCGAUGCGGUAGCGUUGAUGAGCAAGGCUUGCGGGAAGGACGCAGCGACUACGCCGAGGGCGGCGAGGGCGUUACGUGGACGUUUUCUGCACAUAACAGACAUUCACCCAGAUCCUUUGUACGUUGAGGGGUCGUCGAUCGCCGGGGCGUGCCACGGGGACCCUGCACGGGAUGCGUCUGACCGCGCGGGGCGGUUUGGAGACGCGAUGGGUGGGUGCGACGCACCGAUGGACUUGAUGAACUAUACUCUAGCAUGGGUAGCGACCCACCUGCGGGACGAGAUUGACUUUGUUGUGUGGACUGGGGACAAUGCCCGUCACGACAACGACCGUCGGCAGCCGCGGACUGCAGAGCAGAUUCUGCAUAUGAACGCGCAGGUCGCAGACCAAUUCUAUGAGCUUUUCCAGCAGCAGCGCGAUGGGGACACUAUGCAGGGCGUCCCGGUGGUGCCAUCGCUAGGCAACAACGAUGUCUUUCCACACAACAUGUUCUCGCUGGGCCCGACACUCAUGACACGCCAGCUGCAGCGCAUCUGGGCGAAGUUCAUACCGGAAGAGCAGCGCCAGGCGUUUGAGCACGAUACAUCUUUCUUUGUGGAGGUAAUUCCUGACCGGCUGGCAGUGAUUUCUUUUAACACGCUCUACUUCUUCAAGUCGAACCCGCUAGUGGACAAUUGUAACGACAAGGCUCAACCGGGCCAUGCGCUGCUGCUCUGGCUUGGAAGUGUGCUGGAGGAGAUGCGUGCUCGCAAUAUGAAGGUGUGGCUGUCUGGCCAUGUGCCCCCUAUUCCGAAGAACUUCGAGGGAUCCUGCUACAACAAACUAGCCUGGUGGACCUACGAAUAUCGCGAUGUUAUCAUUGGUGGCCUUUACGGACACAUGAAUGUUGACCAUUUUUACCCGGCCGAUGGAAAGGCGGCGAAGAAGAGUAUAAAGCGCAGAGGGAAGGCCCGGACGAAAGAACGCAACACCCAGGAACAACCGCUGGAUAUUCUUGAUGAUAGUGUUGACAACCUCUUCAGCGGCCGGGGCGCCAUGCCAUUAAGAAAGGAAAAAUACAUGCGCAGAUUGUUCAAGGAUGUGUACUGCCCAAUUGCCAAGCGUUUGGAGGACAAGGGGAAGCAAGAGCAAAGCUACGAACGGUACAGCAUGGUCCAUGUCGCGGCUUCAGUGAUUCCGACUUUCAACCCUGGCUUCCGCGUUUGGGAGUACAAUCUUACUGGCAUUGAUAACGCUGUGGCCCCCGCACCAUGGACCCGAUUGGUGCGCCGCGCGCAGCAAAUCUUAUCCCCACUCCGCAAGAAAAAGCACGGCCCGGACAGAACGUUGCCGCCCAAGAAACCUAAACAUCUCGCGGCCGGCCCAGGCCAUAUACCACAGGCACUUACACCUAUCCGGUUUACCCAGUACUAUGCAGAUCUUGCAGAGAUUAACAAGGACUAUGCCAGAGAACUGGAGGCGGGGCGGUCGCACGAUGAGGCAGCAGCAGCAGCGUUUCGGUACAAGAUCGAAUACACAUCGGAGGAUGAACCAUACCCGAUGGAGUCGCUACUAGUGCGUGACUAUGUAAAGCUGGCCUCGAAGCUUACGGAGGAUCGAACUGCGUGGAAGACGUACGUCCGCCGCGCUUUCGUAUCCAGCGGCUACCGCGACAACUAG